Eufriesea mexicana is the source of this 858-nucleotide messenger RNA. RefSeq lists its product as uncharacterized. Gene Ontology annotation, biological process: sensory perception of smell; detection of chemical stimulus involved in sensory perception of smell. Bases 1 to 858 code for a protein of 285 amino acids. The record is from RefSeq and is a predicted model, not a curated record. Lineage: Eukaryota; Metazoa; Arthropoda; Insecta; Hymenoptera; Apidae. Gene Ontology annotation, cellular component: plasma membrane. The transcript has 7 exons. Gene Ontology annotation, molecular function: olfactory receptor activity; odorant binding.
AUGACAAGAGUCAGGCCCAUCGAGAAAAUGUUCGUCAAUGAACAAUCCACCGAUGAGUCUGCAAUAUUUUCGCCGAUUGAAGGGGUGAGGGUAUCGUCAUUUGCUACUGCAUCUUUAGAAUUGGAUAACAUUGCGAACGACAUAGUAUUUAUCGUGGUAACUUUAAUUGUGAUUGUGAAGCAAGGAACAUUUUGUUUGUCUUUGACGAGAAUCAGACAGGUCUUCAACGAUAUCCAUAUCUACAGCAGCACAUUAGACAACGACGAAGAGCAGAAGAUAUUGAAACACUGUUUCGAUAAUGAAAAAUAUUUGUUUAAUGUUCUCAUUUUACUUGCAUCUUAUAGCUAUCACCUUGAACAUGCAAUGGACUUAUGCGAAGCACAGAACGCAGCUGAGAGAUAUUCCAUUAUUUUUGCAAAAUUACUCAGAGCAAUAAAACUGCAAAAGCAAUCCAUCAAGUUGUUGAGGACCGUAAACGAAAUCUUUGGAACUUGUUAUGCAAUUUUGUUGCUUUUAUACGUGAUUGAUGUCACUCUUCAGUCAUACUAUGUAAUCCAAACAUUGAAACUACUGAAGAAUGAUAUAUAUGGAGUUAUAAUGAUGCUAAUCGGUGAAUUUGGUUAUAUGUACAUGAUUUCCUCCAUAGGGCAAGAUAUAGUCGAUAAUGCUGGCGAAGUUCUCCAAAAAGCUUACGAUAGUCUAUGGUACUUUGCACCAGUGCGUGCAAGAAAAUUACUAUUGGUUACAAUGAUAAACAGCACGAAACCGAUGGGGUUCACGAUGUUCGGAGGAUUAUACAAAUCCGGCUUCGAAUCAUUCUCGAUGGUAACUGGUUCAAGUAUUACCUUAACACGUUGA